GUUCUCUAAAGCUUUCUGCAAGUUUCUUCUCUCUUUAUACAUAGCUGAAGCUGUCUGCUCUGAAUUUAUUUGACUUUUUUUUUGUAAUUUUUGAAUCAAGUUGCCACUUUUUAAUUUAAAAACCUAGAAUUGUGUCUUUUUUUUUAACUUUCAGGGUUACGCAUGGGCCUCUUUAGAACAUUCCUCUGAACACAAAAGACAGCAUGAUGGAUGUGAACAUGUGACAAGGGGAGCUAAAGCCCACCCAAAGAGGCUGUAUAAAUAUCUGCCAGCAGAAAGAGGACUUUUAUUCAGCAGGCAAGCACAAAGAGGACAAGAAAAGGCUACCAUGGCAUCUUUGGGCUUGCAGAUUUUAGGUGUUGCACUGGCUGUCUUUGGGUGGCUGGGAAACAUAUUUAUCUGCAUGCUGCCUAUGUGGAAAGUGUCCGCUUUCAUCGGGAACAACAUUGUGGUGGCUCAGACCAUAUGGGAAGGAUUGUGGAUGUCCUGUGUGGUGCAGAGCACAGGCCAGAUGCAGUGCAAGGUGUACGACUCCCUGUUGUCAUUGCCUCCAGAUCUCCAGGCUGCUCGAGCUAUGGUGGUCAUCGCCAUCCUCUUGUCUCUCUUUGGCCUGCUUCUUUCAGUGGUUGGAGGGAAAUGCACCACCUGCAUCGAGGACGAAACGGCCAAAGCCAGGGUCGCCGUGUCUGCUGGUGUUUUCUUCAUUCUGAGUGGGGCUUUGUGUCUCAUUACUGUGUCCCUGCCUGCUAAUACCAUCAUUAAGGACUUCUACAACCCCAUGAUUCAAGAUGCUCAGAGGAGAGAACUGGGUUCAUGUUUGUACGUGGGCUGGGGAGCAGCAGGAUUACUGUUUGUUGGUGGUAGUCUUCUGUGCUGUCAGUGCCCAUCAGGAGAAGGACGCUACAAUGGUCCCAAAUACUCCCCUCCCAAAUCCACAACACCUGGGAAGGAAUUUGUCUGACCUGCCUUCAUGCCUCAGGCGCAUCCGGACCUGCAGAGGAACUGCAGCAGAAGCCCGUCUCUUAUCAAUCUUUUAAUCGCAUAGUGACUAACACUUUUGUUUUGUUUUUUACUUCGGCACCACGGCUGUCUGUGAAACAGACACAGUACGAAGAGGAAUUAAGCCCGUGGGACUGAUGCACUAAAUCUUCAUGCAUGCUUUGCUUUUAAAAUGUUUACAGACAAGAAAUAAAUGAGUUCAACCUAA
Oryzias latipes (Japanese medaka) is the source of this 1207-nucleotide messenger RNA. RefSeq names its product claudin 29 (gene cldn29). The record is from RefSeq and is a predicted model, not a curated record. Gene Ontology annotation, molecular function: structural molecule activity. NCBI's taxonomy places the organism in Eukaryota, Metazoa, Chordata, Actinopteri, Beloniformes, Adrianichthyidae. Gene Ontology annotation, cellular component: bicellular tight junction; membrane.